CCCUGACAACAAUUGUUUGUUGCAUUGAAGUACCGAGUAUCUGGCAGCUCCACGUGUCGGCUUGGCAGCGAUACAGGCUGCGAUGACGAAUCAUCCGACGGAGGGCGGAAUAGCUCCGUACCCCGCAUGAUGUGAUGCAUCUCUGUCAUCAUCCCCCAUCAAUCCUCUACAACAUUCAUCUCCUCUACAAUUAUCAUCCUCUAACCACACAAUGACCACCCAAAUCCACAAACCCGGCACCGCCGACAGCUGGCACGGCACCAUCCCCAGCAGUACCUUCCCCGCCGCCCCAAACCGCUACCACCUAUACAUCGGACUCUUCUGCCCCUUCGCCCACCGCGUCAACUUCAUCCGCCACCUCUACAACCUGACCAAGAUAAUCCCACUCAGCAUCGUCCGACCCUACCCAAAGGGCGAUCUGAAAGGCUGGCCGGGAUGGAAAUUCCCCGCCACGGACGACGAGUACCCGGGUGCGACGGUAGAUCAUCUCUACGGGGAGGACUACCUCCAUAAGGUGUAUUUCCGGGCGGAUCCGGAAUAUAAAGGCCGGUAUUCGGUGCCGUUGUUGUGGGAUAAGGUUGCCGGGACGGCCGUUUGUAAUGAAAGCCUGCAACUACUCAGAUGGCUCCCCCACGCCUUCAAAGAGCACAUCCCCACCUCGUCAGCUGAUAUCGAUCUGUACCCCGCCCAUCUGCGCGACAAAAUCGACGCCAUCAGUCCCUGGAUGCAAUCGGACGUGAACUCGGGCGUCUACCGCGCCGGCUUCGCCGAAACACAAGAGGAAUAUGACGAGAAGGUAGUCCGGGUCUUCGGGGCCUUAAAUAAACUGGAACGCAUUGUGGCCGCUCACGGCGGCCCGUUUAUCCUCGGCAAAGAGAUGACGGAGUUGGACGUGAUGUUGUACGCCACGUUGAUUCGGUUCGACGUGGUGUACGUGCAGCACUUCAAAUGCAACCUCGGCACGAUCAGACACGAUUACCCGGUGCUGCAUAAUUGGUUGAAGGGGAUGUAUUGGGAUGUGGAGGCCGCACGGGCGAGUACGGAUUUUAAGCAUAUCAAGGAGAAUUACACGAAGAGUCAUUGGCAGGUGAAUCCCACGGCGAUUACCCCGUUAGGUCCGUUCCCCGAUAUCGAGGAGGGAGUGGAAAGGGAUUGGAGUAAGUUGACGGUCGGGGGGGUCAAGCACCCGGUGGUGUUGGAGCAUGAGGCUGGGAUUCCGGAUGUAUAGCGACAUGCCUAGGAGAAUUGCACAACUUAUUGCAGUCACAUGCAAAUCGGAAAGGCGAGACAGGGCAUCGGAGACUGGCCCGGAGCAGCACGAAGAUCAGCAGGAUCUGCAUGGUGUCGUCUGAACUUAAUUGACAUAACCAGCUCGAG
Molecule: messenger RNA, 1377 nt
Organism: Aspergillus ibericus CBS 121593
Lineage: Eukaryota; Fungi; Ascomycota; Eurotiomycetes; Eurotiales; Aspergillaceae
Product: putative cell wall organization protein/glutathione transferase (Gto3)
Exons: 3
Coding region: 212-1228 (338 amino acids)
Cellular component (GO): cytoplasm
Molecular function (GO): glutathione transferase activity
Source: RefSeq, a predicted model, not a curated record